This is a messenger RNA of Scheffersomyces stipitis CBS 6054, 811 nucleotides long. Its product is annotated as rRNA-processing protein. The coding region runs from base 30 to 776 and encodes 248 amino acids. The transcript has a single exon. Lineage: Eukaryota; Fungi; Ascomycota; Pichiomycetes; Serinales; Debaryomycetaceae. The record is from RefSeq and is a predicted model, not a curated record. Gene Ontology annotation, biological process: rRNA processing. Gene Ontology annotation, cellular component: small-subunit processome; nucleolus.
AAAAAAUAGAAUAACGUCUACUUCACAGAAUGGCGAAGUUGGUUCACAAUGUGCAGAAAAAGCAGCACAAGGAGAGAUCCCAGACGCUGGAUAGAGCCAGAUUUGGUCUAUUGGAAAAGAAGAAAGAUUAUCGAUUAAGAGCUGCUGAUUAUCACAAAAAACAGGCUGCUUUGAAGGCAUUGAAGAAGAAGGCUGCGGUAUACAAUCCAGACGAAUACUACCAUGCUAUGACAAGAAGAAAAGUCGAUGACAGAGGAAUUUUAAUAACAGACAGAGAUAGUGAAGUGUUGAGUGUAGAUCAAGUUAAAUUGCUCAAGACGCAAGACGUGAACUAUGUGAGGACUGCCAGACUUUCUGAGGUUCAAAAAAUAGAGCGAGAGAAGGAAGAGCUCGGUUUCAGUGCCAGUGGUAAACAUACAGUGUUUGUAGAUUCUCUCGAAAGCCAGCAAUCAUUCAAUGCCGCAGAUUUUUUUGAUACAGAUGCCAGUCUUUUAGAGAAGAGAGAAAACAGGCUAAGAAUAGGCCAACUCCAGAGUGACAAACGGCUUGUUAGUGAAGAUUCCAUACUAGAACAGAGAUUAAAGGACAGGCAGGAUUUGAAGAAGUUGAAGCAAUUUAAGGCAUUAGAGAGAAGAUUAGAGAAGGAAAAGCAGUUGAAAGAAGUUGAAGCCAGAAUGGAAACUACAAGAGAAUUGAUGAAGAAAGGUAGUAAGAAGAAAAUGGUGGAUGCAGCAGGAAAGGUUUCAUUUAAGUGGAAAAACCAGAGAAAACGUUAGCAUCAUUUAUAGCAUAAUACACAAUAGAGCAUUUG